Molecule: messenger RNA, 3234 nt
Organism: Candidozyma duobushaemuli
Lineage: Eukaryota; Fungi; Ascomycota; Pichiomycetes; Serinales; Metschnikowiaceae
Product: glutamine amidotransferase subunit
Exons: 3
Coding region: 1-3234 (1077 amino acids)
Biological process (GO): proteolysis; glutathione catabolic process
Molecular function (GO): peptidase activity; protein binding
Source: RefSeq, a predicted model, not a curated record
AUGUCAGUUCAGCUUAGCUUGUCUCUUGACAAGAACAAGGUCUAUCGUCACUAUGAUAUCGUGCCUCUUGUAAUGGAGCUAGAAGUAAGGGAAAAGCUUUUGCUACGCAACUUGUAUCUUGUGUUUGAAGGUACCUGUACCGUCACGGCUCCCUCAGACGACAAGCUGAUUAUGCCUCGGAAAGAAAUCAAAACUUUUGAUAAAAUCACUUCCUUGAGAGAAUUCGAAAAUACUUUUGUUGUUCGUCGCCAGGCAAUCAUAUCGAGAAAUAAAACUUUCAGGCCUGGAAACUACACCAUUGAAUACGACUUUCGACUCCCAGCUGCCGAAACCUACUGCAAAAAGCAAGACAUCCUUCCAAGAAACUGUUCUACAGAUAACCAUAUGGGCUGUUUUAACAACGGCAACAUCCAUGAGGGCGAAUUUGUCCUGAUCCCCAUGCGGACGCCGCUACCUAUAAACUCCACAGCAAAUUCAACUCCGCUGAUCACCACACCCAAGAGGCACCAGCUGCCGCGGCAGAUUCGACUGGAACACAAGGAAACUUGCACGAACCCCCAGGACUGCAGCUUUGCUCUUCCUGAUAGCCUGAACGAAGAGGACGCUUCCGAGGGAACCCUUCCCCUUAUCCACAAAUGGACUCAUACGCAUUCUAUUCUUUGUGUCAUACCGGCACCCAGCAAAGAGUUGAUCUUCUGCGGAACACAAGAUUCUAAUAUCUUGGUGUUCGACUUGAAGAGCUACAGCAUCAAACACGUCAUAAAUUGUGGCAGGAACCAUUUUGCCACCUCAGUUCUUUGCCUCACUAUUAGCCCGGAUGAACGAUUCUUGUUCAGCGCAGGCUCAGACUCAUUGGUGAAAGUGUGGGAUCUUUCACCUUUCGAUGACCCUGACGCUACUGACUACACAAUUUCAUGCACUCAUAUCAUCUAUUCGUGUAUGGAUAUAGGUGAUAUUUUUUCCAUUUACUGGUCCGAGAAACUUUCUGCAUUGUUCAUUGGUUCCCAGAAUGCUUCGAUUCUGUGGUGCCGCCUAGCAUUGGACCGUGACUCAAGUUCCACCCACACAACUUCCAUCGAGCGUCUCCCUCAUUUCAGGUACGACAAGUUCUUUGAUUCAAAAGGUCCUGGUGGGUCAAUGAAUAAAAUCCAGUCCGCUCACCAAAUGCUCAAGAAGAGCUCCAGUUCGGAGUUUGGACCAUGCCUAGUGGAGAUUCAAAAUUCUGAUAUCAUUCGCUUCGCACACAAUGGCUAUGUCUACUGUUUGGAUUCCUUGACAGAGCUUAACGCUGCAGCCUUCUGUGACCUCUACACCUCACUAGAAGGCUCAAUCAAACUUUCUCUUAUUAGUAAGCUCGAAAACGACGAAGCCAUCUUGUCAAUGCACAUUAUUGACUCGACAAUUUGUGUUGGGUUAAGUGAUUCAACGAUCAACGCUUGGGACUUGACAACAUCUCAGCUCACACGUUCCUUUAAGUUCAUCUCAACAAGUGCAAGAACAGAUGAAGUUCUCUCGUUGUGUAUCCACAACGGUUGCAUCUACAAAGCCACAAAUAUGGGAGGGCUUUGCAAGUUCCCGCUCAAAAGUGACAUCCAUAGCGAUGGACCCGAUGGAGAUGACGAAUCUAAGUCACAUCCUGUGAGAAGCGCAGUGAAUUUUAAUAAUUUGCCUCACGAGGAGUUUUCAAAUUUAGAGGAGGGCUCUGUCUUCACUGUUCAGGCUUUCAAAUUCAGGAACUCGACAUAUCUUCUUUCGGGCGGUGGUGGCUCCCUAUGUCUUUGGAAUAUCACUGAUGUAGGAGAAAAAUCGACCGUCUCAUCAAGCGAAGCAAGUGGUCUUCUCAAUUUUACAAGUGGUAUUGAAACCUCCAACGAGCACUUGCUCGAAUCCUUGAGAAAGAUUAUAUCGUACAAGACCAUUUCGAAGUACCCAAGCACCUAUCUUGAAGAUUCCAGAAGAUGCGCUCAGUUUUUGAAUAAGCUUUUGCGUUUGCUUGGGGCAUCUGAGUCCAAAUUGUUACCUGUUCCUAAUUGCAAUCCUGUCGUCAUGGGUCGGUUCCUGCGAAACGACAAAUCGACUCUCCACACAGAGCGAAAAACUCUUUUGUGGUAUGGGCAUUAUGAUGUCGUGGAAGCGACUGCCGACAAAGAGUGCUGGUCCACCGAUCCAUUUCAACUAGUUGCAAAGGAUGGAAACCUUUACGCGAGGGGUGUAUCAGACAACAAAGGGCCUACGUUAGCUGCAUUUUAUGCUGUACUGGAUCUACACAAGAAAGGCGAACUUCCAAUAGAUGUGGUAUUUGUCAUUGAAGGUGAAGAGGAGUGUGGUUCGAUUGGGUUUCAGAAGGUCAUCAACGAGAAUAAGGUCUACAUAGGCGUUGUUGACUACAUCCUUUUAUCAAACUCUUAUUGGCUUGAAGACGAGGUCCCAUGCCUCAAUUAUGGAUUGAGAGGAGUAUUGAAUGCAUCUCUUAGUGUGACAUCGGAGAAACCUGAUAGACAUUCGGGAGUGGAUGGAGGAGUGUCAAAAGAACCAACCAUGGACUUAAUUCAAAUUUUGGGUCAACUCAUCUGUCCAAAUCUGAAUAAGAUACAAAUUCCUGGGUUUUACGAUGAUGUUUUACCAAUCGAUGAGACAGAGUUGCAGCUUUACCAAAAAAUUAAGGACGUAUCAAGAUCCCAAAAUCUAUCCAACGCCGAUCUUGACACACUUCUUGCUAAGUGGAGAAAUCCAUCCUUGACAAUUCAUAGACUUGAUGUAUCCGGGCCGAAGAACAAUACCGUCAUAUCAAAGAGGGCCCAAGCCUCGGUGUCGAUCAGAGUCGUUCCUAAUCAAGAUCUACACAAAAUAAAGGAAGUAUUCACCUCCUACAUGCGGAAAUGUUUUGAUGCUUUGAAGACGGAAAAUGAACUCAAAAUCGAUAUUUUCCACGAGGCUGAACCAUGGUUGGGCAACCCGAAUAAUCUAGUUUUCAAGAUACUUCACCAGAACAUAAAGAAAAAUUGGGGACCCACAUAUCCGGACCCAUUGUUCAUAAGAGAAGGUGGAUCCAUUCCGUCGAUUCGUUUCUUGGAGAAGACUUUCAAUGCACCCGCCGCACAGAUCCCAUGCGGACAAGCUAGCGAUAACGCCCACCUUAAAGACGAAAAACUUAGAAUUAUAAAUCUCUUCAAGUUGAGAAGUAUUCUUGCUGACUCAUUUAGAGAUUUGGGUCAUCAACAGCAAACAAAAUAG